ACGGAGUUUUUAGACACCGAGCUACCUACAUUAGACGAAUACGAUAAGGUAAUCCGCAACUUUUAUACACCUAUUCGGCCUGUUCCACCACCGAAAUACUCAUUGACAGAUGCCAUGCUUGCUGCCAUUCCGUCCUACGAUUUCUCUCAGUUUCUCAGAAAGGAGCGGGAGAGAAUACAGGCUGUGAUUUUCCUGGAGAGAAAGGCCUCACAAUCAAAAAUCAAACCGCUUUCCGACUCGCAGCUUGCCAUUGUUGAAAGCAAAUGGAAGGCUCGCAACACGAACGAGCGCAUUGUCUCAGAUUUCUCCAUCGACAUCACAGUCAAGGAUAUCCAAACUCUCAAGGACUCAAGCUGGUUGAACGAUAAUGUCAUUGAUUUCUAUCUAAACCUAGUUGCUGCUCGCUCCACUGGUAUUUUUUGCUGGACAACCCAUUUCUUUUCCACCCUCAAGAGCAAAGGAUACCAAGGCGUGGCACGAUGGGCUAAAAGAAAAAAAGUCAAUCUUCUCGAAAAGGACUUGGUCAUUGUUCCAAUAAAUAUUAUGAGCACGCACUGGGCGCUUGCUGUGAUAGACAACCAAGCAAAACUGAUCAGCUACUAUGACUCUUUGGCGUCGCGUGGUAACCUCAAAGCGCUCCAGUUACUCAGCGAAUACAUGUCCAAAGAAAGCGAGCGUUUGCUGAUGCCACAGAUUGCAUACACUCUACACGCCAACGUGAAAACACCACAACAGCAAAACGGAUUUGACUGCGGUGUAUUCACCUGUACGGUGGCCAAGUGCCUCUCUGAGCAGUUGCCGCUUUCCUUCAGUCAAAAAGAUAUGCGGCUCAUCAGGCGAAGGAUGGCCUACGAGAUUAUAAACAACAAUCUUUUA
Metschnikowia bicuspidata var. bicuspidata NRRL YB-4993 is the source of this 876-nucleotide messenger RNA. It is a transcript of the gene ULP2, whose product is annotated as SUMO protease. Gene Ontology annotation, biological process: protein desumoylation. Gene Ontology annotation, cellular component: nucleus. The record is from RefSeq and is a predicted model, not a curated record. The transcript has a single exon. The annotation marks the transcript as partial. Gene Ontology annotation, molecular function: deSUMOylase activity. NCBI's taxonomy places the organism in Eukaryota, Fungi, Ascomycota, Pichiomycetes, Serinales, Metschnikowiaceae.